AUGUAUGCGAUAAAUAAGGCGUACGGUCUGGAUGCACAUUUUGAUAAACUGUGGCGGCAAAUAAGCGAUAAUGCCUAUCCGAAAUCGCUAGACGUCUACGAACACGCAAGCCAAGCGAAAUACCCUAUUGAGAAUGUCGCGAAACUGGAGAAGCUCAUGGACACACUUUCCGUGACAUCCAAGUCUCAACCGUUACUGCAGACGGAAAGGCUCUUGAAAAUAAUUGCCGAAUACCCCGAGGAUGUGCUCGAUGCUGAUUCCACGCUCCCAGACGUGAAAGCUUUCACGGCACACGUCGUAGACACUUCUUGGCUCGUAGCUGCUAAGGCUGCAGUCCAGACUCUCGGAGUUAUACUGAAUACGCUGUCAGAUGAUGUACUCUCCCUCAAUGACGAGAUGCUUUAUUGGGACAGUGUUUUGGAGUCCCCCUGGUCACUUGGGCUCUAUAUGCUCCAAACAUCACCAGUGGUGCUUUGGAGCCGAUUCCGAGAAGUCUGUCACCAUGCUAACUCUAUGAACAAUCCCCGGACGUCCGGUCAACCCAACUGGAUGCAAUUUUACGAAUCUGUUCGCCAGUGUGUCCUUCCUCAAAGGUUGCAUUUUUGGCGGGGAAGGAUGUUAUCACCACUCUCAACAGCGAAGUCAGAUGUACGGCAGAAGCGGAAGACAUUGAGUUCAUUGAAAGAUAUGAAUGCUUGUAGCAUAGGGAUCCUCAUAAGGAACAGUUUCUCAUGCGCAGUUGGCGACAGUUCUACAGGUGACAAUAGCCAUGGCGUGUUCAUUGAGAGCUGGCAGACCAACGUCCUUGAGAGUGUGGCUUUGAUGAAAUUGCUCCUUGAAGAUGCUGAAAAGGAAAAUGUUCCGUGGGAUCAUGAAGAGCACAUAAAACUGGCGAUCAGUCAAGAAGUUACGUCGAUGCGCAUGCAUUACUGCAGUGAUCUAUCAUCUGAGGGUCCGAGGUUCGUCAUGAACCAACUGGGCUAUAUACUUGAAAAGCUUCUACCGGCCUAUGCCAAAGCUUCAGCCACAACAAUCGACAACUCUGGACGCCCCCAUUACCUAGUACGUUUUUGGCUACCCUUGACCCUUGCGCUAUUAUCAACAAGUACAUCACUGGAGCUGUUAAGGAAUAGGCGCCAUGAGCUCCUGGAAUGGAUUGCCAACUUCGGUUCAACAACUAUCGAGUUUUGGAACAACUGGGUUGUAGACCCACUUCGCAGGCUUAUUGGCACUAUAAGACAUGAUGAAAAGAGUGAGAUUGCUUUGAUGAGUAGAAACAGCUUGGAAGCCGAUCGAGCUAGUUUGGAAAGAAUGGUUGUGGACUUCGUUCUUGAUCGUUGUGAACCGAACAAGAAUGACUAUGAUGCUUUUGAUACUCAUGUCAUUACUGCUAAAGUCCGGGAAGGUGACUUAACACCGGUGCUGAAAGCAUAUGAAAAUGACCUACGUAGUCCUUUCGUUGGGACCGUCAAGGGUGAUUUGGUGCGAGCACUUUUAAUACAGAUACAGAAGACAAAAGUAGAUGUUGAAAUUGCGAUAGGGGGAAUUGACGCUCUGUUGAAAAGCCAAGAGCUGGUUUUUGGGUUUAUUGGACUAACCCCAGGUUUAAUGGUGUCAUAUGCGACUCUUCGUUGGCUUUAUGGCUUGCUUGGCAGUCGAAGGGGCUUUCGAAUGGGUAAGCAGCAGGACGAACUGAGGCAUGCUUUGCGGAUUGUACAUCGGACUUUAACAUCAUCUGCCUCCACUCCCGGCGAUGCGCUCGCAUUUAGAGACUAUGGUCUCCUCAUAUGCAACGCCGAAGUCCUACUCUCAAAGGCGCGGUCCAUACUGAAAGGCGCAGAUCUCCGUUCAUUCCAGGAAGACAUCAAUGAAUUAGUCGAGCGAGAUACGAUUGACCGGCAACUCAAGGUUGUUGAACGAAUGGGUUGGGUAUACUCAAAAUGGAUUUGA
Aspergillus vadensis CBS 113365 is the source of this 1950-nucleotide messenger RNA. Its product is annotated as NCA2 family protein. Bases 1 to 1950 code for a protein of 649 amino acids. Gene Ontology annotation, cellular component: mitochondrial outer membrane. The transcript has 4 exons. Lineage: Eukaryota; Fungi; Ascomycota; Eurotiomycetes; Eurotiales; Aspergillaceae. The record is from RefSeq and is a predicted model, not a curated record.